This is a messenger RNA of Procambarus clarkii (red swamp crayfish), 1143 nucleotides long. The record is from RefSeq and is a predicted model, not a curated record. Lineage: Eukaryota; Metazoa; Arthropoda; Malacostraca; Decapoda; Cambaridae.
AUGCCGGUGAUACAAUAUAUAAGAGCCUCCGUAUCCAGUCCAGUCAACCAGUUUGCCAGAAUCCUGUUCAGUAGUAAUACGGGCUACUGUGUAAUGGAGCUAUCCAAGGAAUCUUGUGGUGAUGAUAUUAGCGAUAUCAGUGAGGGAGCCGAAGAGAAGAAGAUAAAAGAGAAAAAAGAUACUACUUCAACUAGCAAGUCUAUUAUUGUUAAAAUAGAAAACCAUAUCCAUUCCAAUGAUGAAAAUGUGGCUUUGAGAAAGGGCAAUCAUCAGUUUCAGAUGCUUCACCAACAACCGGGCUCAUCAUCAAUGGCAUUACAUAUUGCAAUCUGUGCUCCUUCCUACUUCAAUAAUGAAAAUGAUGAGGUCUUGCGAAAGUGGAAUCAACUUCAAGCUUUUUGGGGGUUUGGUAAAGGUUAUUAUUCGUCCAAUAUGUCACCUGUAGAGUUCACAUCUGAAAAUCCAUAUUGUCGUUUCAAAGUAGUUUGCUAUACAAAAAUUCCCAAUUAUCGUAAUGAAGAUGGUAUUGUGCAAAUUAUAAUUGGAAGGGGCCUUUCAGAAGUGGAGGCCUACAAACAGGAAGUUAUUUCAGCAUUGAGUCUAUUAUUCGGAGGUAAUGAAGUUGUUGUUAAUGAAAUUUUUGCUGCUGAAGUACCAAACAAAACGAACUUCAGAUUUUACAUUCAGCAAGUUUUUCCUAAUGGAGAGAUUCAACGUGCAUCUACCACUGACACCUUUAGUCAUAUGUUAAGAGCAUCAUACAAUCCAAUUUUUAAGAUUAUUCCAAUGUUGACUUUAACUGAACAACAAAUGAAGAAAUAUCUUGAUACACCGCAAAGAGGAAUUGAUCCAGCAUUGUGGGAACUGGGCAAGCAAAAAAAUCCUGACCCAAAGAAAUUGAUACCUGUUGUAAAAGUGGGAUUUCAGGAAUUACAGAAACAGUUCAAGUAUCAAGAAGAAUAUGGCAAUAAAAUUCAUAAUAGUAUGAAGAAUAUUAUGGAUGAUAUAAGACAAUUAAGUUGUAUGCAGACGACAAUUAAAGUUACCAUUCAGAAUUUUAAGUUGAAACAGACAAAUAUAAUGCGCCGAGUUCUAAAAUUGGUGUCAGCACAAGAGGUUGAAAGGAAAAAAAUCUACCACUAG